This is a messenger RNA of Oreochromis aureus, 4030 nucleotides long. RefSeq names its product protein phosphatase 1, regulatory subunit 12A (gene ppp1r12a). Gene Ontology annotation, cellular component: cytoplasm; Z disc; A band. The record is from RefSeq and is a predicted model, not a curated record. Bases 82 to 3189 code for a protein of 1035 amino acids. Lineage: Eukaryota; Metazoa; Chordata; Actinopteri; Cichliformes; Cichlidae. The transcript has 27 exons. Gene Ontology annotation, molecular function: protein kinase binding; phosphatase regulator activity; enzyme inhibitor activity. Gene Ontology annotation, biological process: signal transduction.
GCCCCACUGCGCUGUGGGAUAGUGGCACUAUAAAGUAUAUCCUCUCUCGGCGAAAGAUAAGAAGCCCGAGACAGGAGGGGGAUGAAGAUGGCGGACGCCAAGCAGAAGCGGAAUGAACAGUUAAAGCGAUGGCUUGGCUCGGAAACGGACCAGGAGCCUCCUGUUUUGAAAAAGAAAAAGACGAAGGUGAAGUUCGAUGAUGGCGCCGUGUUUCUGGCCGCCUGUUCGAGCGGCGAUACCGAGGAGGUGCUCCGAAUGCUUGACCGGGGCGCUGACAUCAACUACGCCAAUGUAGACGGUCUCACCGCCCUCCACCAGGCAUGCAUAGAUGACAAUGUCGACAUGGUGACUUUCCUGGUGGAGCAUGGAGCCUGCAUCAACCAGCCUGAUAACGAGGGCUGGAUCCCCCUCCACGCCGCAGCUUCCUGUGGAUACCUAGACAUAGCAGAGUAUCUCAUCAGCCAGGGUGCCAGUGUAGGAGUUGUAAACAGUGAGGGCGAGACGCCUUUGGACAUUGCAGAAGAAGAGGCAAUGGAGGAGCUCCUGCAGAAUGAGAUCAACCGGCAAGGGGUUGAUAUCGAGGCAGCCCGGAAAGAGGAGGAGCGCAUCAUGCUGAGGGAUGCCCGGCAGUGGCUCAACAGCGGCCAGAUCCAAGACGUGCGGCAUACAAAAUCUGGAGGAACGGCGCUUCAUGUAGCCGCCGCAAAGGGAUACGUCGAGGUUUUAAAGCUUUUAAUCCAAGCAGGGUAUGAUGUAAAUAUUAAGGACUAUGAUGGCUGGACUCCUCUACAUGCAGCAGCACACUGGGGCAAAGAAGAGGCCUGUAGGAUACUGGUUGAGAAUCUAUGUGACAUGGACAUCAUGAAUAAAAUGGGUCAGACUGCUUUUGAUGUAGCAGAUGAAGACGUUCUGGGAUACUUAGAAGAACUACAGAAGAAACAAAAUCUGCUGAGGAGUGAGAAGAAAGAUGUUAAGAAAUCUCCUCUGAUUGAAACAACCACCACUGGGGACAACAAUCAAUCACUGAAGCCUAUCAAGAGCAAAGAAACGCUGCUUCUGGAGCCCGAGAAGAGCGCUCCUCGCAUCGAGACCUUAGAGCCAGAGAAAGUGGAUGAAGAAGAGGAGGGUAAGAAGGAUGAAUCAAGCUGCUCUAGUGAAGAAGAGGAGGAAGAAGAUUCAGAAUCAGAGACUGAAGCAGCAGAAAAGAGCAAGCCCUCAGCAGCAGUGAGCAACAGCACAACGCCAACCAGCGUCACGGUGUCUUCUCCAACUAGCCCAACUAACCAGGUGACGACCCCCACUUCACCAGUUAAAAAGGUCACUCAGCCUGCUGGAAAGGUCUCAACUAAAGUGGAGGAGGAGAGGAAGGAUGAGUCUCCAGCGUCCUGGCGUUUGGGUUUGAGGAAGACGGGCAGCUAUGGAGCGCUAGCCGAGAUCACUGCCACCAAGGAGGCGCAGAGGGAGAAGGAUACCACUGGGGUGAUGCGUUCAGCCUCGAGCCCUCGCCUCUCCACAUCUCUGGACAACAAAGACAAGGAGAAGGAAAAGGAUAAAGGAACCCGGCUUGCCUAUGUGGCUCCAACCAUUCCCAGGAGACUGGCCAGUACUUCGGACAUUGACGAGAAGGAAAACAGGGACUCUACUGCUCUGAUACGUAGCGGCUCCUACACCCGGCGACGCUGGGAUGACGACCUGAAGAACAGUGAAGGAAGUGCCCCCACCAUCCGAACCCCCAGCUACCAGCGCAGCACUUCCCAUACGCUAGCGCUAGGGCGGAGCGGCAGCACGCGGGACGUGCCAGCCAAGUCUUCGUCAACCUCCAACUUGGACCCUAACACCUGUAAUACUAAACCCUGGCAGCCACCCACCUCCCACUACCCGUCUUACAGCAUUUACCGCAGCGGCUCAUUUGGCAGACGGCACGAGGACUUGGGCUCCUCGACCACUUCCUCCUCCACGACCACCUCCACCUCCUCAUCUGUUACCUCGCCCACGGGCCAUCGUGGCCUGUACUCAAGCCUGGGCUCCUCUUCCACUCGCACUGGCUCCACCAGUCUCACCAGCAGGUACUGGUCAGAGGAGAGUGCAGAGAGGGAGAAGGAGAAGGAGUCGGCUGCUGUCGUCCCCACUAUAAACACUGGCUCUACUACGACCACCACGUCUACCACUACCACCACUACCACUGGCACUGGCACCGAAAGACGCAGGUCAUACUUGACUCCAAAGCGAGAUGAGGAGUCGGAGUCUCAGAGGAAAGCUCGCUCCAGACAGGCUCGACAGUCAAGGAGGUCCACCCAGGGUGUGACUCUGACUGAUUUACAAGAGGCUGAGAAAACAAUCGGCAGGAGUCGUACCACAAAGACUCGGGAGGAGGAGAAAGAGGAGAAGGAGAAGCAGGACAAGGAAAAGCAAGAGGAGAAGAAGGAGACUGAGACAAAGGACGAUGAUUACCGAUAUAAGUACCGCAGCUAUGAUGAGCGGUCAAGGCCUUCAUCUUCUUCCACCUCCACCAUUUCCUCAGUCAGCACUGCCUCUACCCCUUCCUACUCUAGCACCAUGUCCUCCAGUUCUAGCUCCCUCAACAGGCCUAACAGUCUGACGGGGAUAACCUCCUCCUAUAGCCGUUCCUCCAGAGAUACAGAAAAGGAAGUGGACAAGAAGGAGGAGGAAAAGGAGGGAGAGGACAAGUCUCAGCCCCGCUCCAUACGGGAUCGCAGGCGGCCCCGCGAAAAGAGACGCUCCACUGGGGUCUCCUUCUGGAGUCAGGAUGGUGAUGAAAAUGACCCCGAUCAACAGUCGGACUCAGAGGAGGGCAACGCCAAGGGAGAGCCACAGAGUGACCGAUUGUUCAGGAAUGAGAGCGCUUCAUCCUUAGAUCGUAAUGACACUCUUUUUACCCGUAGCUACGGUGAGAGUCGAAGGCCGUAUUCUAGCCGACUGGAUAAAGAUGACACCACUGACUACAAGAAGCUCUACGAGCAAACAUUAGCUGAGAACGAGAAGUUGAAGGCUCAGUUACGUGACACAGACCUGGAGCUGGCAGACUUGAAGUUACAACUAGAGAAGGCCACACAGAGGCAGGAACGCUACGCUGACAGAUCACAGCUUGAGAUGGAGAAAAGGGUAACAAGCAGGCCCCAAUAUCAUCUGGGUGGUGGAAAGAAGAGCUCUAGAAAGGAAGAUUUCUGAGAUGGAGGAGGAACUUAAGAUGCUCCCAGACUUGAAAGCAGACAACCAGAGACUAAAGGACGAGAACGGAGCGCUCAUUCGAGUCAUUAGCAAGCUUUCCAAGUAGAACAGACCCCACCCGCCCCAUCUUCUGCUCCCCCCCCCCUAGUCCCCCAUGGCAGUGACUAAUGGAAUUGCACAUUUAGAUAUUAAUUGCAACAGACAUCAGAGACAAGACUCCCGUUUUCUUUCUUUCUUUUUUUUUUUUCUUCUCCCAUUGUUUUUCUCCCGACUCUUAAUCGCCCUUUUGCUCCUUCACCACUGCAGCAUCCACCCAUCAUGUUCAUCAAUCCCUCCCCUCCCCAUGCACCUCCUCGAAUUGAACCCACCAGAUUGUAUGGCUGCUGUCUUGAUAGAACCACUGAGUUUACAGAGCAAAAGGAAGAAGGGUGCGUGUGUGUUUUGUGUGUGAGAGAUCAGCAUGUAAAAGCAUUGUGGGCGGGGAAGCCUGAAAACUAUUUAACCAGUAAGCCUUAGUUGUACAUAAAGAGAAAAAGAAACACACUUGCAUCGGUCUCUUCUGUCUCGCUCCUCCUCCUCCCACUCCCACUCUGGGCUAUCUCUGAAGAACAGAUAUUAUCCACCACCUGAUUUUAUUUGUGCCACAAUCUCUUAUUUGAUGUAACAUUUCUUCCUGUGUACGUGUUGUGUGCUGUGCAGUCCUUCCACUUCCCCUCGAAACCCUCAAAGUGCCACUUCUGCCUAUUAUCAGCUCCUUGUGGCCCCAUCAUUUUUUCUUUUUCUUUAUUUACCACCCCCCCCUCUCCCAUUUCCACACACAGAUCACUAAUGCACACACACU